CGCGCAGGCGCGCAUUAACCAGCGUCUGCGCCUGCGGACCCUGGGACCGAGUCGCUUCCCAUAAUGCCGCGUCCCGGAAGUUGCGGCUUUCUAAGGGGCACUGUAGAAUCGACUCUGUUGCUCUCUAUUCGUCACCGGGAGGAAGACGGAGCCGGCUGUGUAGCCGAAAGGCCCAUUAGGAGAUGCAGUUAUGGGCGCUGUCAUCGUGGAUUGUAUUUUGUGUCAGUAAGUAAUCCAUAAAGUGCCAGCAUGGGAAAGAAACGGACAAAGGGAAAAACUGUUCCAACUGAUGAUUCCUCUGAAUCUUCAGAACCUAUAUGUAUACACAUUAGAAAAGGAUUGGAACAAGGUAAUUUGAAAAAGGCUUUAGUGAAUGUGGAAUGGAAUAUUUGUCAAGACUGUAAGACGGACAACAAAGUGAAAGAUAAAUCUGAAGAAGAAGCAGAAGAAAAUCCUUCAGUUUGGCUAUGUCUUAAAUGUGGCCAUCAGGGCUGUGGCAGAAAUUCUCAGGAGCAGCAUGCUUUGAAGCACUAUAUGACACCAAGAUCAGAGCCGCACUGUCUGGUUCUCAGUUUGGACAACUGGAGCGUGUGGUGUUACCUCUGUGAUAAUGAAGUUCAGUAUUGUAGUUCAAACCGAUUGGGCCAAGUGGUUGAUUAUGUUAGAAAACAAGCUGGUAAUGUAACUCCCAAGCCAGCAGAGAAGGAUAAUGGGAACAUUGAACUUGAAAAUAAAAAAUUAGAAAAAGAGAGUAAAAAUGAACAAGAAAGAGAAAAGAAGGAAAACACGACUAAAGAAAAUCCUCCCAUGAAUUCUUCCCAAAUAACCGUGAAAGGACUCAGUAAUUUGGGAAAUACAUGUUUCUUCAACGCAGUUAUGCAGAAUUUGUCACAAACACCAGUGCUUAGAGAGCUACUGAAAGAAGUGAAAAUGUCUGGAACAAUUGUAAAAAGUGAACCACCUGAUUUGGCACUAACAGAACCCUUAGAAGUAAACCUUGAGCCCCCAGGUCCUCUUACCUUAGCCAUGAGCCAGUUUCUUAAUGAGAUGCAAGAGACCAAAAAGGGAAUUGUGACACCUAAAGAACUCUUUGCUCAGGUCUGUAAAAAAGCAGUGCGGUUUAAAGGCUACCAGCAGCAAGAUAGCCAGGAGCUACUUCGCUAUUUAUUGGAUGGGAUGAGAGCAGAAGAACACCAAAGAGUGAGUAAAGGAAUUCUUAAAGCAUUUGGUAAUUCUACUGAAAAAUUGGAUGAAGAACUAAAAAAUAAAGUUAAAGAUUAUGAAAAGAAAAAAUCAAUACCAAGUUUUGUGGACCGUAUCUUUGGUGGUGAACUGACUAGUACAAUCAUGUGUGAUGAAUGCAGGACUGUCUCCUUGGUUCAUGAAUCUUUCCUUGAUUUAUCUCUCCCAGUUUUAGAUGAUCAGAGUGGUAAGAAAAGUAUAAAUGAUAAAAAUCUGAAAAAGACAAUGAAGGAUGAAGAUAAAGACAGCGAGGAAGAAAAAGAUAAUGACAGUUACAUAAAAGAAAGAAAUGAUAUUCCUUCAGGAACAAGUAAGCACUUACAGAAAAAAGCAAAGAAGCAAGCCAAAAAGCAAGCCAAGAACCAACGAAGACAACAAAAAAUUCAAGGAAAAGUUCUUCAUUUAAGUGAUAUCUGUACCAUUGACCAUCCUGAAGAUAAUGAAUGUGAGGCUGAAAUGUCACUUCAGGAAGAAGCAGAAAUUAAAUCCAACCAUAUUUCACAAGAGGAAGUUACACAUAAAAAAUUUUGUGUUAAUCAGAAAGAUGUGAAUGGCCAAGAAAAAAUGAUAGAAAAUAUAAAUGACAAUCAAAAGUCCAUAGAGGAAAUAGACAUUAAAAAUGUCAACAUGGAUAAUGAUCUGGAGGAUUUGGCAUCAUCUCCCUCUGAAUGUACUAGGAAUUUAAAUGGUAGCUUUCUGAAAGAAAGUAAUGGAGAAGUGGACAUUUCCAGAUUUCAAAACCUUAACUUAAAUGCUGUUCUUCAACCUGAUGAAAUAGAUAUAGAGAUUCUGAAUGACAGUCAUACUCCUGGGACAAAGGUAUAUGAGGUUGUAAAUGAAGAUCCAGAAACAGCUUUCUGUACUCUUGCAAAUAGGGACACUUUCAGCACUGAUGAGUGUUCAGUUCAACAUUGUUUAUAUCAGUUCACCCGUAAUGAGAAACUUCGAGAUGCAAAUAAACUGCUUUGUGAAGUAUGCACACGGAGGCAGUAUAAUGGACCAAAGGCAAAUACAAAAGGUGAAAGGAAGCAUGUUUACACCAAUGCCAAAAAGCAGAUGCUAAUUUCCCUCGCUCCUCCUGUUCUCACUCUUCAUUUAAAGAGAUUUCAGCAGGCUGGUUUUAACCUACGCAUUAACAAACACAUUAAGUUUCCGGAAAUCUUAGAUUUGGCUCCUUUUUGUACCCUUAAAUGUAAGAAUGUUGCAGAAGAAAACACAAGAGUACUAUAUUCCUUAUACGGAGUUGUUGAACAUAGUGGUACCAUGAGGUCAGGACAUUACACUGCCUAUGCCAAGGCAAGAACUGCAAAUAGUCAUCUCUCUAAUCUCGUUCUUCACGGAGACAUCCCACAAGAUUUUGAAAUGGAAUCAACCAAAGGGCAGUGGUUUCACAUCAGCGAUACACAUGUGCAAGCUGUGCCUACAACUAAAGUUCUAAACUCACAAGCAUAUCUCUUAUUUUAUGAGAGAAUACUGUAACCAUAACAAAAUGUGCUUUCUCUGAAAACACAAUUGUGGCUUUUUUAAUGGCUAUAUUAGUAACAAUAAAAAAUUAAAGACUAUAAAUCAUGUUCACUUAAUACAAAGUACCUGACAAAGAAAUGUUUAUUUAAGUAUCAAAGGAAACACUUAAAAAUUCAGUGUUUUUUUUUUUUUUUUUUGUAUUGUCAUAGUGGUUUUUAUUCCUGCUUCAUUUCGGAAAAGAAAAUAUUAAUUAUUUAAGUCCGCUGUGCUUAAUGUUUGGGUGGUGGAUCAUGACACAUCAAUAAAAACUGACUUACCCCCAAAACUUGUUUUAUUACUUAGAUUAAGUUGCAUUGACUGCACUAGAUAACAUUUAAAAAAAUAGUUUAAGACUGGCUAAUGAAAUUGUAUUACACUGUGUUAAUUUUAUGAGCAGAGACAUUUGGCAUAAUUUCACAAGCACAGAUGUAUAUGGCUGCAGUCGUAUACAGUUGGGAGAAGUGUAAUUCUUUCAGUGCCACUGAGUGUACAUAAGCUGUUAUUUGCUGUUACCAAAGGUAAACACUUAGGACAAACUGAGCCAGUCUCCUGCCUAGGAUUGUAAUUUGGGGUACCAAGU
Messenger RNA from Sciurus carolinensis (gray squirrel), 3325 nucleotides. RefSeq names its product ubiquitin specific peptidase 16 (gene Usp16). NCBI's taxonomy places the organism in Eukaryota, Metazoa, Chordata, Mammalia, Rodentia, Sciuridae. Gene Ontology annotation, biological process: regulation of cell cycle; regulation of gene expression. Gene Ontology annotation, molecular function: cysteine-type endopeptidase activity; cysteine-type deubiquitinase activity; zinc ion binding. The record is from RefSeq and is a predicted model, not a curated record. Gene Ontology annotation, cellular component: cytosol; nucleus.